AUCAAGCACAUGUACAUGUCGUGGGACCUGGAGGACAUGGAGAAGUACCGCAUGCAGUCCAUCCGCCGGGAGAGCCGCACGCGCCAGAAGGUGAAAGGGCCGGUGAUGUCCCAGUACGAUAACGUGGCCCCGCUGCUGCAGGAGGAACUGGGAGGACUGGAUGUGAUUCAUUUGCGCAGCAAAUCAGAUCCUGGGAAAACUGGCCUCCUCACUGUGGCGGAAGGGAAGGAGGGGAGGUACCCGGCCAAAGCGGCUACGCCUGAGGGGGACGAACGUUACUACCUGCAGCACCCUGAGCCAGAGCUGGACAGAGCCCACUACCACGGCACCUACGGGAACGGGCCGGCCGAGAAGCCGUCACUUCCCCAGAAGCAGAGCAGCAUCCGCAACAGGAAGCUGCACGAGCCGGGCUGCAACGCCAACGAACACCGGACGCACUUGCAGCAGGACGCGAGCCACAGGCAACCUUCCGAGCCCAAAAACGGGCCCCCUUACCCCGACUACAGGCCCAAAGGUGGCCCAGAGCCCUCCGAGCCCAUCGCUUACCAGCACUCGGGCGGGAAGUACAUCCCGGCGAGCCAGGAGCCCCUGAGACUGAACCACAAAGAGGUGAGGUUGGCAGAGGACAGGCAGGAUUUGGAGAGGUCUCGAGCCAGGCCAACCCCAUCCAUGGAGAAACACUCCAGAGACUGCUAUAAAGACGAGGAGCACGCUGCCUCUCCCAUGGCACCACCCCCCAAGCCCGAACGGAGCCACAGCCUCAGAAUGCAGCACCCCGAAAGCACGGAGAGGGACUCUGCCCUCCUCUACCCAUACCAAACCCUCGGGAAACGCCAAAGCACGAUGACUGUGGUGUCCCAGUAUGAUAAUUUGGAGGAUUACCAUACCAUGCCUCAGCACCAAAGAGGGGGCUAUGCUGGAGGAGGGGGGUUUGUGCCCCCCAGUUUUACCCACGUGCACAGUAGAACUUAUGCCACGGCCCUUGGCCAGGGAGCCUUCCUCCCGACGGAGCUGUGUUUGCAGAGGCCUGAAACAGAGGUCCACGUUGAGUGAGC
Molecule: messenger RNA, 1055 nt
Organism: Antrostomus carolinensis (chuck-will's-widow)
Lineage: Eukaryota; Metazoa; Chordata; Aves; Caprimulgiformes; Caprimulgidae
Gene: ARHGAP32
Product: Rho GTPase activating protein 32
Exons: 2
Coding region: 10-1053 (347 amino acids)
Biological process (GO): small GTPase-mediated signal transduction
Cellular component (GO): actin cytoskeleton; nucleoplasm; Golgi apparatus
Molecular function (GO): GTPase activator activity
Source: RefSeq, a predicted model, not a curated record